This is a messenger RNA of Paraphaeosphaeria sporulosa, 1522 nucleotides long. RefSeq names its product kinase-like protein. Gene Ontology annotation, molecular function: protein kinase activity; ATP binding. Gene Ontology annotation, biological process: protein phosphorylation. Lineage: Eukaryota; Fungi; Ascomycota; Dothideomycetes; Pleosporales; Didymosphaeriaceae. The record is from RefSeq and is a predicted model, not a curated record. The transcript has a single exon. The coding region runs from base 458 to 1450 and encodes 330 amino acids.
CUUAGUUCCCGUUCUGGCGAUUGCAAGGCUAGCCCCGCCUACAGCCCUAGAGCAGCUUUCAGCUCUCCGCUCGUGAAUCAAAUCUUCGAUAAAUACUUUUGACCAUUCGGGAAGUCUGAUGUAUCUUGUAAUGCUUGAAGCGCGAAGUAUCAUUUAUGUCGCGACUGUAAAUAUGCAUCCACCAUAAGUUAAAGUUCUACCAACAAGGAAGCGUGGUUGUUCAAACACACCAACAUACUCCCCUGUCAACCAGUAGAUGAUGCGCAUCCCCCGCACGAACUUUCACAUCUCUAUUCUAACUAUUGCACUGAUCUGAAAAGCAAAGAUUCAUUUCACUCCAGUUCUUAUUUAUAUAGCAGCUUACGCACCAUUUCCUCAAUCACGUCACUCUUCGCUGUCACACCCUGGGUAAUAUCCGACGUUUCCCCGCUGCCAUAAAAAGGACGCCUCGCUCCACAUGCUCGAAGAGAUUUGCAUCAGGCGGCGGGCGGGCUGCAAAUUUGAAUUAGGCUCCGUUUUGAACCACCGUUGGAUUAUUGCCUCAUCGCUUUCAGACCAUGACAAUCAUGCCUCCGAUAGUUGCACGAACCGAGGGAUUAAACUCGUUCAGGAAAAUUCGACGGGAAAGUGGUGCAUUUUGAAGAUGCUUCCGCCUGACAUCUUACGUCCGGGCAACGCAAUGCGGGAAAUCUGUGUUCUGCAGAAUCUGAAUCGACAAGGCAAAACAGGACAUACGAACAUCGUGCGGUUAUUAGACUUCGCAGAUGGUUGCCAACACCCUCACGAUAUACCUUGGAUGGUAACGGAGCUUUGCGACAGAGGAACGCUAGCACAGCUUGUGGAAAACUAUGCAAGCCAAGGCGUACAUCUACCCGAAGCGUUCUUGUGGUAUGCGUUCGAACGCCUUGCUGCGGCAGUGCAAUUCUGUCAUAACUCGGGAGUGGUGCAUCGGGAUAUCACACCCACAAACAUAUUCUUGCAUUCGAACACGGACAUGCACACAUACCCAAACCUUCAACUCGGCGACUUCGGAUGCGCAGCGGACGAACACUACCUGUUAGAAUCGACGGUCGAAAUUUUGUCCCCAGGAAAUCCAGACUUCAUGCCACCCGAGGGCUAUUUGGUACAAGCAUCAUGCGAUAUCUACCAAGUCGGACUCGUCGUACUGUGCUUGUGUAUGCGCGAGACCGAUCCCACAGAAAGCCUUGCCGACUUCUUCAACGAAAUGAAUACCUGCGGACGACAGAUAUCAACCGAUCUCAAGCGCUUGAUCAUAUGGUGCUUAUCCAGAGAAGCGGCACAGAGACCGAGCGCAGAAGUGCUAGUAGCAAGCAUAGACAGGAUUGUUUCCGAAAGACAGAGUAAUAGAAAGACUUUCGCGUUUGAGAGCUUGAUUGAGGCGAGGAAUGGGAUGAUGGCAAGCUCGAAUGUGGCAGUUCCAUCACUUUAGGGUGGGUGGAAAAUAGUAGUCCAUAUUAACUUCUUAUAUCACAACUAUGGAUUUACCCUGCUAAGAGUGAAA